CGUGGAUAAAUAUUUUUUCUUCAAGCCACGUCAUUGCAAAUCGAACGUGUUUUGUGCUUGGAUAUUACAUUGGAUAUUAUUUUUGAUUAUCAUCUUGGACAUAAAUACACGAACACACGUAAGUUUCCUUUACUGAUAUAGUAUAUGAGUGAUCGAACGAUUAUACUACACACACCAACCGAGUGGAGGAUUAUACGUUAUACAGCUAGAUUUGUACAGCACUUGCCCCAAUCUUACACAGCGACAUCUUUUCUGCCUGCAGUAAACAUAAUAAAACAAUGCAAUCAUUAAUGAUCAUCCAUCAAUGAUUGUCUACUAAAAUGCCACCCCCCACACCUAGCUGUUAUAUCGACCCAGCUUUGGAAAUUGAUUCCGACGGCGAUGAUUCUGAUGACUUUAUAUCAGGUGGUGCUGAGAGUUGUGAUGAGACUCAGCUUCCCCAUGCAACACAAACUGAAUCGGAUAUUAUAAGUGAAAUAAGGAACCUAUGCGGCUCUGCAACUCGACAUGAGUUCGUCAAACGUAUAAACGAUACACUCGAUAUUCACUCUUUAGUAAGCACUCGCGAGGCACUAUAUGACUACGCACGAAUCAACAGGAGAAAUGCGAUGCCACCAGGCGCCUUACUGCGUCGCCUUCCAAGUAGGAAAAACAAAGCCGUCAGUUCUGGCGUUAAGGAAAAGGUGUCAAAUGAUAUAUACAUCUUGUUUCAAUUUAUUGAAGGCGCUGCAAAUAUUUCUGAGUUAAAAAGCAUUCUGAACUCUUCAUCAAAAAAUCGGAAAUCGACGGCCUACAAAACUACUUCAGACGACAAUACAAGCGUAAUUCAACCGUUGGCACCUGAUCAGUUGGCUUCACUUCUUACAAAUGUUGUUGAUUUUAAAUCAUUCAUGUCCGAUGAGCUCAGCGGUAUAAAAUCUGAUAUGACCAAAUUAGCCAAAUCAAAUGAUUCGAAACUAAACUUAAUCAAGUCUGAAGUAACUAAAAUCAGCAAAUCUAAAGAGAGUGAACUUAAAAAGAAAAUUGAUAUCAUGACAAAUGAACUAAAUCGCAGCAGAGACUGUGAAGCAAUACUCAAAUCAGAUCUGUUGCUAGCCAAACAGACUAUAAAUGAACAAAAAACAGAAAUUGACAAUCUAAAAAAAGAUUUGAAAAGUGUCAACACUAAAGUUUAUAAAAGCAUGCAAACCAUACAAAAUAAAAUUCAUGAGCUUGAAAAAACAAAUCGACAAGUUAAUCCUGACGUCAUCAAACCUGACGUCAUAAAACCUGUCGAAGCGAUGUCCGACGUCGUCCCUGCUACAACCUCCUAUUCUUCAGUUUGGGAACCCAGCUCACCACCUUCGAGUAUUAUGGCUUCCAACCAUCUGCCAAGCCCAACUACCGAUAGGCUUACAACAUACAGUGCUUCAUCUGAAGCCAAAACUUCCACAAAUGUACCCUCGUCUAUUACCUCAUCUCAAAAUGCUGCACCCUUGUAUACUUCAACACAGCAACGGCCACGUUCUACCUCAGCUGUCGCCUCAAUCAUCGCUUCAGUUGCUUCCGAGUCAACUGGUUCCUCUUCUUCUAGAUUAACAAGAUCGGCUCCACAAAUCAAGUCACAGUCACACAAGCCAUGGCCUACUGUUCAAGCUGCUGCUCACGCUCAGAAACAGUCUUGCGCAACAGAUGAUGCCUCUCCAUCAACUAGUACAUAUACACGUAAUCGGAGUUAUAUGAAAGCUUCACGUCCAGGACCCAUUCCAACUGUUAUUGGUGUCCACAAAGAAGUCAGUGCUUCGAUAGAAGAAUGUGACGAAGGAUUCACUGGCGUAAAUGUACGGAGGCAACGUACGAAAAAAAUUCUUCUUUCACAUGUAAAGUCAGUCCCUUAUAAUGCUCUUCGUACACACAUCGUCAAAUAUGCAGCUCGUCGUCAUGUCACUGUCACUGGAUUCAAGGUGAUUUCUCGCAGAUCCUCCGUGAAAGGAGAAUGGUUGAUGGUCAGAAUCAAUGUACUGGCUAGUCAUUAUAAUAAUGCCACUGACAACUCUUUCUGGCCUAGCAAUAUCACUUGUAGACCUUGGCUGUCAUCAACUGAUCAUGCCAAAACUGUGGCUAACAAUGCAUCAACAAAUUGUGACUCUCAUGAUUCUGUCCAUAGUGAUGAUUCUUCGAGCUACCCAUAUCUUGAUAAUUAUAACAACGAAUCUUCACGGGAAAACGAAGCAGCAUGGGGUGAUGACGAGUAUCAUGAUCAAGUAUACUCCGGUUCACUUAUGCAUGCCAGUUCAUUACCUAUAUCAAUCGUAUGAAACCGUAUCUUAUGCGACUUAUCAUCUGGUUUAUAUCCUUGGCAUUUAUGUCAAAUCUGCUGAAAAUCACAACUUGGAAUUGUAAAGGUGCUAUGUUCGGUAGUCCUUAUCUUACAACUCUCUUAAACUCGUGUGAUGUUCUAGCUCUCACAGAGCAUUGGCUAUUUCCACAUAACUUACAUUUUCUUGGCUCUCUUGACAAUAGAUAUACCUUUCAUGGCACCUGUGACAAAGGCUUAGUGAACAACGUUGGUUAUUGCCAUCGUGGUUACGGCGGUGUUGCCUUGGUUUACCGUAGAGAUCUCUCUGUUUUAAGUAAGCUAACAUAUAACGACAGAGUAAGUGGCAUAGAAUUGAAACAUACUGAG
Messenger RNA from Owenia fusiformis, 2665 nucleotides. NCBI's taxonomy places the organism in Eukaryota, Metazoa, Annelida, Polychaeta, Sabellida, Oweniidae. The record is from the annotation of a GenBank genome assembly.